AUGAAGAAGGUGGUCCCGGUCGCUACCUCAACACCAAAGAAACCAGUCAAGAGUCAUUCUCUACACAGCAGCAUACAGAAGAAAGAAAAACAGAAAUUGACCAAUAAGAGCGACAGCACGGUCACCUGUGAUAGCUUCGUUAAAACAGACUCUACAAGCUCUUACAGGCAGGCUAUAAGUACUGAGUUAGACUAUUCCUCCAUGUCUCCAAACUCCGGUGCUUCAUCAGACAGCGCGGGCGCUGUACAAGGAACUCUAGUAUCACCACGCAGUCAAGACCUUCACGACUCAAGGUAUUACGUCAUACAGCCAAGAAGCAAAGGCAUAUCAUCAUACAGCCUAUUUUUUUUAUCAUUCAGUACCGGCGUUAGUACUUUCCGUGAGGAUACUUCCGGUGAGUGGGGCCAGUUCUGGGCGAACUAUAACAACUCACUGGCGAGCGUGCCCAGUAGAUACUACGACCAAUGUCCAACACCUUAUAGAACUGAGGACAUUGACCUGGCGGAUUUAGGUUCGAGAAAACGCUCACCAGAAAACAUUAAAACGAUCAACAAUAUAAUAAGAAAUGAAGGAUUACAUCUUACACCGAGAGAAACACAGAAUAUUAUUAAAUGCGCCCACAUACUUGGUAAUGUACUCACAAAAGCCAUCGAAAGACAAUCGAAAGAGUAUGAAUACAGCCAAGAGAAAAUACAAGAGCUGUACGUCGAUAAACCGAUGCCUGAAACGGAAUUAAAAAAAAAGAAUCUGACAUUAGAUCUGAAAGAGACAGUACUACCUCUGGAGGUUAAAGAGGAAAAGAGAUGGGAGAGCGUACCGACGCAAACUGACAUUUCGCUGCCAAAUACGAAAAGCGCGCCGAAAAUAUUCGAAAGUAUUUUAAGACAAUUAUCAAGAAGUUCGAUUGACGAAGCUGAAAGGACGAUAGUUGAAUGCCAAGAAGAGAAUAUAGAAGAGAAUGAGAGUAAAGAAACAAAAUAG
Danaus chrysippus (African queen) is the source of this 981-nucleotide messenger RNA. The record is from the annotation of a GenBank genome assembly. NCBI's taxonomy places the organism in Eukaryota, Metazoa, Arthropoda, Insecta, Lepidoptera, Nymphalidae.